AUGGACAUUCAUCGGUGCCGAUUUGUACCAUAUCCCUCUCAAGCAAUCAAUGCGCUCGCCUUUUCCCAACCCUCAGAUACACAGAGACGAUGCCCACCGGACCAGAGACUGGCAAUUGGUCGAGCUAAUGGAGACAUUGAGAUCUGGAAUCCUGCGCAAGGACUAUGGUCACAAGAAACAAUAUUUCGUGGCGGCAAGGAUAGAAGUAUUGAGGGUCUAGCAUGGACACAAGACUUGCAGGACACAGCCACCGAAGAUGACGAAGUUAAAGAAGCUGGGAGAUUGAGACUGUUUAGCAUUGGAUUGUCUUCGGCUGUGACGGAGUGGGAUAUGGCCCGUGGGAUCCCCCUUCGACAUGCAAAUGGCAAUUUUGGUGCUAUCUGGUGCCUUGCUGCUCAACCACGAUGGACAUCAACCGGCGGCGAUGGUGAACAGCAUGAUCCAAAUCGUAUAAGCCGACACGAUCAAUACCUUGCUGCAGGUUGCGAAGAUGGUACAAUUGUCCUUUUCUCUACUGAAGACGGAGAUUUACACUAUCUGAGAACGAUUGCCAAACCUCCGACCAAGAAACCGAGGAUAUUAAGUGUUACCUGGAAGGACCGAAACACCAUCAUAGCUGGCUGUUCCGACAGUAACAUCCGUGUUUAUGACAUUCGCACCCGGCAGACUCUCAGGACUAUGACCCUGGGCAAGUCCGCGAUAGGUGGAAAUGAGACUCUUGUUUGGGCAGUCAAGUGUCUUCCGAACGGCACCAUAUUAUCUGGCGAUUCUGCUGGAGAUCUCAAGAUCUGGGAUAGCAAUAACUAUUCCCUUGUACAGAGGCUCCACUGUCAUGAAGCGGAUAUUUUAGAUAUCACCGCCAAUGCCAACGGCAGUACAAUCAUAACUGGUGGAGCUGAUCGUCGAACAGUUGCAUACAAGAGCAUGCCUGGGGACAAGGGCGAUACGACUCGUCGAUGGACACAGGUAAUGCAUCGAAGAUUCCACAAACAUGAUGUCAAAGCUCUCGCGUCCUUCGAAAGUCAGGAUCUGAGUAUAGUCGUUUCAGGUGGGCUUGACACCGCGCCGAUAGUAAUGCCACUUCGUGGAUGGCAGAAAGAAUACCAUCGAACGCUAUCACAUCUACCCCAGUCCCCUCAACUUUCGUCUGCGCCCCAAGCGCGACUAUUUAUCGGGUGGUGGGAACGUCAAAUCAGUAUCUGGCACCUAUGGCGGCAUGCUGAACCAUCCGAGGCACCAGAAUCGCUCAGUAGCUCUCAUACAAGUCACAAGCUUCUGAGCCAGCUAUUUCUGAAGGGGGAGGAGAACAUCACCUCGGCUCAAAUAUCCAACGAUGGCAGAUACAUUGCUGUGGCCACCGUUUCAAACGUCAAAAUAUUCCGAUUGCGGUCGCAAAGAAGCUCAUCAGACGGGCGAGUCAACAUCCGUACCAAGAAAAUAGAGACUCUUCCUUCUAUUGGACGAUUUGGUGCACGACUGCUUGCCUUCUCGCCUGAUACUCGCUGGCUUUGCUCAAUUCGUCUGAACAACGAAAUAACCCUAGUGCGGAUUGAGGAUUCCUCAGAUAGCGAAGCACCUCCUCAUUUUAGCAAGCACGCGGCCAAGCUCAACCGAAUUAAAUCGAAGACAUCCAGGGAUACCAAAACCGCUGGUUUGGACGGAUACCUGGACACCAUUACCACCACAUCCUUCUCCGCCGACAGCCGCCUACUUGCGGUCGGAGAUCUAUCAGGACGUAUAGCCACUUGGGUACUGGAGGGCCUAGGAGCAAGCAGCAACGGUUUCGUCAAUGGCAUUCACAACGACCGUGGGUCUGGAUCUCCUCAGUCGGCUAGCUCUCUAUCAUCAGGCGAAAGUUCUUCUGACGAAGAGGAUGAUUCCCAGAGUAUACACGGUCAACGAUGGCGCAAGAAUCCUGCAGGUGCAUAUUUACCGAAUCUGGAUGCAUCAAUUCUCGUCCUCGCCUUUCGCCCCAGCACACAUGAAAACCCAACGAAUACAGGUAGAACUGAGAUCGGGCUACAUCCUACAAGACACACACCACACCCACGUGCACACGACCUACCCACUGGGGAAGACAGGCUCAUAGCCAUGACAGCAGAGCACAAGUUUGUAGAAUAUCGGGUCCUCCAAGGAAUGCUCUCAGAGUGGUCUCGACGGAACCCAGCUUCAUAUCUGCCUCAGCAAUUUAAGCGAAUCAAAGAACGAGCAAUGGGUUGUUUUUGGGAUGCCUCGUCCCUUCACCACCGUUUGUGGCUCUAUGGCUCGACGUGGAUGUUCAUGCUUGACUUGGCACAAGAUCUUCCGUUAGAAGAACCAAGCGGAGCAGUGGGUAUGGACGAUGUUCAACAGCCACAGCAAAGUUCAAAGCAAAACAAGAAAAGAAAACGGGAAGAAUUCGAAGCCGAGAAAUUGCGGCAGCGAGGAAGCGGGGCGGGCGGUAUUGUCCCAUUGUCCGAGUCAUAUGUUGGUGUUAGCAAUUGUUCACGAAGGUUCAAAAGCUUAACGCAGGAGGAUUCUCAAAUGAUACAGCUCGAUGAGACGCGCUCUGCUGCCAGCGAGGAAGACGAAGGGAGUGGGCUGGGAUUAAUGGCCUUGACACAACUUCGAAGGAGAACCGAGCAGCCUUUGGUGAAUGGCCACACGGAACAUCAGGUAAAUGGCGUGCCGAGCCUUUUGCGGGAGACUUCGCACACCAAUGCACCCCAAAGCAAACAUGGCGACAAACCAGCUUCAUUUAUAACACUGAGGUACCGCUCGAUUCUGGGCAUAGUAUCCAUUGGUGGGGCCGGUGACGGAAAUAGACCAAUGGACACCAAGAAUCAUGGUGAUGAAUUAGAUCCAGAAAGCGGCUUCGAAGUCGCUAUCAUCGAACGACCCCUAUGGGACGUAGACCUCCCGCCAAGAUUUGACGGGGAUCAAGACUGGGAAACGUGA
Molecule: messenger RNA, 2937 nt
Organism: Endocarpon pusillum Z07020
Lineage: Eukaryota; Fungi; Ascomycota; Eurotiomycetes; Verrucariales; Verrucariaceae
Exons: 1
Coding region: 1-2937 (978 amino acids)
Biological process (GO): maturation of SSU-rRNA from tricistronic rRNA transcript (SSU-rRNA, 5.8S rRNA, LSU-rRNA)
Cellular component (GO): small-subunit processome; t-UTP complex; 90S preribosome
Molecular function (GO): RNA binding; protein binding
Source: RefSeq, a predicted model, not a curated record